Molecule: messenger RNA, 3840 nt
Organism: Musa acuminata subsp. malaccensis (wild Malaysian banana)
Lineage: Eukaryota; Viridiplantae; Streptophyta; Magnoliopsida; Zingiberales; Musaceae
Source: RefSeq, a predicted model, not a curated record
GACGGACGCAAGCCAUUUGCCCCCGUUUGGCGUUUUCGCUGCCAAAUUCACCGACUUCGAUCCAGAUGUCCUCCAAUUCCUCCUGCAAAUCCACGAAUCGACCCCUUGCCAGCUUCCGGCCUCGUCCUCCGCUCUGUAUUGGUACCGAUUUCUCUGCCCUUGGAAGCUUGUGGUCGCUUCUAGGGUUAGGAUUUCCGUGCCUUGUUUUCUCCUCGUUUCCGAUCACGAUCUCUGCAUCUGUUGCAUCGAGAGGUUCUUGAAUCGAUCUGCUGCGGUUUCCCCAUUCUGAUUCAUCCUGAUUCGUUCUUUAGACAGGAAGAUCGAAUCUAGGGUUAGGGUUUCAUACGGGUUCUCGAUCAUUUUGGUGGCUAAAUCCCGAUUCCUAAAUAUUUUCCUACAUACUUUUGUUCUCUAUUUUGCGGCGUUUCCCCUCUGUAGAUUUAGUGUUUUCUUUACUUCUUAGGUCGCUGGCUGGUCUUUGGUAUUUGGGUAUGUAAGUUCCGAGAUUCUUCCGAUUUCUUCGUGCAAUUCUCGUGCGUCUGUCUAAUUGGCCGUUUUGACUUGGUCAGUCUUAGUCUAUGGGCGAAAUUAGGCUAUAGGGUUAGCACUUUUAAACCCGGUGAAAUUGGGGAGUGUCAGCUUGUUGGUAGGCUAAAACAUCUUUUUCUAUAUCGUGUCCUCUUAAUUGCCAUAAUCCUUUGUAAUACAUCAAUUCAAUUACUUUGUUGGUUUACUGCUGCUCCAGGGCGCACUAGAUCUUUUUGGACUGCUUUAAAGGUAAAUAGCAGUCACACAGUGCAGCUGAGUGUGUUAUGUUUUUAGUUAUUUUCUAAGAGAAUCGUUCCUGGUUUCUUAUCUUGAUAAAUUUACAUUUUUGUUCUCGACAAAGUUGAUUAAAGAGGGUGAUGAGUUAUGCAUUAUUUAGUAUUUAUUUUUCGUACUUAAUAUGGAAAAUACAGAUGUUCUUGCAAAUUGGUUUUCCCUAUUGUUAUAUGUCAAUAUGCUUUACUUUAAUGGAAGCUUACUUAUUCACCAUUUUAGAUUUUAAAAAAUAGUUAUUUUAUUAACAGGAGAAAAGUACAAUGCAAAGCUUAAGAUUUUUCUUGCGCCUUUGACAUGUUUAUUGUUGCUGAAUACGAAAAACUUGUCAGACUGAUAUGUACCAGCUGCUACAGUAUGUACCAUUUGGUACAUUGCUGAAAAAAUAACUGAAAUAUUCAAAAUUUAUUGGGACAUUUGUGUACUAAUACUGGAUUGGACUGGUGCAAUCAGUAUAUCAUGGUAUUUAAUUUCAUUUUUUAACAUAACGUUCUUAGUGAAACUAGCCUUUUUGAUAUCAAGUGUUUCUCUGCAUAGAUAGUUUCUAUAUUGAUCCUGCAUGAUCAUAGUGUUAGCAGGUGUUGAACUAUUUAUUGACAUGGAGGAAACACUCUGUGGUACAGAAUUUAAUAUGAAGUUAGAAAAAAAAAAAAAACCAGAUGGCUAAUCCUUUUCAUAAUAAUGACAGUCUUUUUUGUUAAGUUCACUAUAUUUUGGGUUUUUGUGUUUAAUCUUUGGGCCUUUUUUUCAAUUCUUUUUCUUGGGUUGGGGUGUUGGGACUUGGUGGGAUGGUUGGGGGAUGAGGCGAGGAGCUUGAAAUCUGCUCUCCUAUGCUGAAGAACUUGAAUAAGCAUCUCUUCACCAUGUUAUAUAUGGUGUUCAACCAAAAUGAACAGUCUUUUGCCGAUCACACAUCUGACCAAUUUAAUUGUGAACACGUAAGACAUUUGUCUUAUGAUGGCCAACUACACGUGAGGCCAUUUGCUGAAGGCUCUACAUGUGAGGACAUUCCUGCAAAAUCACCUGUUUCAGAUCAAGAGAGGGGUUUCUCCAGCUACCACAUAGACUUUGAGAAUGUGAUUGCUGAUCCUCCCUCUGACAACUCUUACAGUAAUCUCAGUGGCAAACCUAGCUUCUCACGGGUGACAGGCAACAACAGUGAAGUUAUCUGGUUAGAGAAUGGCAAACGGUCUCUUUGUGAUGAUGAAACUUGCCUUUGUGCAAGUAAGCGUUUGAAGCGAGUGGACCAAAAUUUUCAAUUGGGUUCAUCUGAAGAUGUUUGCUUCAGUAACUCUAAGAAAUCACUCUCAGUCACCGCUGAGGACUUGAAAGAUGGAGGAACUGCUGCUGUUGCUGAGGAUGCUAUUGAUCAGACAACCACCAGCCACUGGUUUGCACAGAGUAGUAGCAGAGAAGCUGGUUUAGACCCACCUGUUCGGGUACCUUCCUAUCCAUUUUGUUAUGGUGAUAUCCGUCAAGCUGCUGAAUUUGAUCAGGUUGAAGAGAUUUAUUCGCCCGUUUUUGGUUACUUCGAUCAGAAACAUAUUGCUAUUGGAUCAAAUCAUCAGGCUGAUGUUCCAGAGUGGAGAUUUUAUGAAUUUAAGAACCAUAUUGGGGAUCAUGAAGAUUGUGCUUUUCCUGGAAGUUCACCAUUAUGUGAUGAUCAUAUAAUUGAUGAAGAUGACAGUGAUAAAUGGAAUGGAACAUGUGUAAUGCCCAUGCCUGAUUGUGCUUUAUUGGCUUCAGAUUCUGUGGGCUUGCACUACGAGAUGAAUUGUGGAUGCCUAGAUGAGGCUUCAAUCAGAUGUGUGAGGCAGCAUGUUGUGGAAACGAGAGAAAAGCUCAGGCGCAAUUUGGGGCAGGAUAGGUUUUUAGAGUUUGGUUUUGCUGAUAUGGGUGAGGUUGUAGCUGAAGGAUGGACUGAAGAGGAGCAACAGUUAUUUCAUGAAAUUGUGUUGUCGAAUCCUGCUUCGGCGGGCAAGAACUUUUGGGAUAUAUUGCCUAGGGUGUUUCCUGCUCGAAAUAGCAAAGAACUAGUAAGUUACUACUUCAACGUAUUCAUGCUUCGGAAGAGGGCUGAACAGAAUAGGUUGGACCCUUUGCACGUAGAUAGUGAUGAUGAUGAAUGGCAAGAAAAUGAUGAUGGUGAAUUCACAAUGGCAGAAGAUGAAGACGAAGAAGAUUCUGUGGUGGAGUCUCUUGCAGAUCAAGACAAUGUUCCUGGUGAGGAAGAUGAUAUUGUGGAAGAGGACAUAACUGAAGAAGCUGAUGAUGUAGAGGAUUGUAAUUGUUACACCCUUGCCAGGAACAAUGAAAAAAGGACCUGCGGUGAUGUGAAAGGAUGCAUUGGUAGUGAUCCGAGCCUUCCUCCUGGAAUGCAGUUUACAGGAAGCAAUUUGCACCAUUGUGUGGAGGAACAAGACAUGCAGGAUGAUUCAUGCACAUCCUACGAGGGCCAGCGUAAUGGGGCUGAUUCCUGUAAUCCUGUCGAUAUAUUUGACUCGCAACACAGCUUGAAUGAAGAUCAUGAGAACUUCCGCAAAGAGUACCAGAAUGGUAAUCUAAGUGGGUUGAUGGAUAAUGGGUUCUUUGACAGUCUGUGUGAUCCAAAAGCAUGGGAUACAAGUUAUUGCUGUGAAUCAGAGAAAGAUGACCUCUUACCAACAUGUAAUGUGAUAGAGGAGGUAUUUGGAAAAGAAUGCUGACUGUCAUGAUUUAAGUCGGUACGAUUACUCUUGGGUAUUUUCUCCCUUUCUUCACCAUAGGUGUAUGCUGAUUGGUUUAGGAUUUGCACCUAUCCUUGUAAAUUAUGGAAUCAGGCAGUCCUGCCUGCUUGCUUGUAAAGAAGAGUGUUUGAUGUGAGGGGCAGGUACUUCAACAAUGGAGUGAACCUCCUUUACGCUCUCUCUGAUAACACUAGAAAGGCUAAUAGGAAUCUGGUAAACGAGGAAACACUCCUUUUCGAAUUAUGGAAUGUAUUAUUGUCGAUCUAAUGGUUUCUUUACUGUUUGAUGUCCUUCU